This is a messenger RNA of Chara braunii, 1063 nucleotides long. Lineage: Eukaryota; Viridiplantae; Streptophyta; Charophyceae; Charales; Characeae. The record is from the annotation of a GenBank genome assembly.
GGUGGCCAAAUUGUCAGUUGGAGUAGCCUCGAUUAAGGAACACUUCGACUAAGUACGCGCGAAGAAGGAGGAGAGGGCCCGCAAGAAGUGGGAAAAGGAACAAAUGAAAGAGGAAUCAAGACGAAGAGAAGAAGAAGAGGAGGCGCGGAAAGCUGAGGAGGCAGAGAAGCGAGCAGCCAAAAAGAAGAAAAAGGAGGACAAGGCCAAGAAGGAAGCCUUGUUGAGAGCCGAAAUGAAGAAGGAUGUAACCCUUCAUGCGGCGUUGAUGAUGGGAGAAAUUAAGGAUGACUGGCUACAACAGCUGAAGACCUCGAUACUACCGGUGAUCGCUGGGAACACUAAAGACCCGAAAGACAUUAAGGGGAAUAAGAAGGUGGAGUUUGUUUCGGAGGAUGACGAGGAGUCCGACUACAGCACGGAGGGGAGCGAAACCACCGUCACACAAGAACUGAGUGAUAAGACUGGGAGAUUGUGUCUAUCCGACAAGCGUAAGAGAGAAGACGACGUGAAGAUGGAGGAUAGUCCUCCUGUGAAACUACCAGCCAAGCGUACACCAUGGCGGCAAGGCUUGAAACCAAGUGCUAUCAAUCCAAGGGUGACUAGAUCUAAGAGUAAAGCCAAGGGAUUACGUUCGGUGAUUCCAGCCAAAGAGCGCACUCCGAUGAAGACCCCGCUAUCAAAGAUGGGGAAGCAGAAGAAGACGCCUCCAACCGGCCGCUUGACUCCGCCGAGUAAGGCGCUGGCCCGGUUAAGGUAUAGAGACACCAUCAUCAAAGAAAUCAAAGAUUGUAACGCCGACGAGCUGCGGCGCAUGUGCAGGGAAGAGGGCUUACAUUACGAAGGUAAGCUAGACGCGAUCUUCGAUUUGGCCGAGCACCAAGCCAAACAGCAUUUCGGACGAGAAGAAGACCCCGGAAUAGAAGUCGUGAGGCUGGCGGAUCUAGGUGAUACCGAAGCAAGCGUCUCCGAGGAAACUGCUGGGUGAUGUGGUAUCGCCCCGGCACGCUGCAGGGAAAUAUGCAGGUUUGGAUUUCUCGAGCGUGAACGGGCAUGUUAAGGUCAG